Molecule: messenger RNA, 1153 nt
Organism: Teleopsis dalmanni
Lineage: Eukaryota; Metazoa; Arthropoda; Insecta; Diptera; Diopsidae
Product: nucleosome assembly protein 1-like 1
Exons: 1
Coding region: 47-1072 (341 amino acids)
Biological process (GO): nucleosome assembly
Cellular component (GO): nucleus; chromatin
Molecular function (GO): histone binding; chromatin binding
Source: RefSeq, a predicted model, not a curated record
UCUGAAAAAAACUUUGAAUAGCAAAUCGGACGAUCGUAAAAUAAGUAUGGAAGGAGCAUCUAGUAAGAAAUCCGAAGACAAAUGCGUUGAUAAAAAAGCAGAAGGUGGUGAAGAUGUCACAUUAGAUUACUUUAGUGCUAGCGAGCGUAGGAAUUUCUUGCAUGGCAUGGUUAAAUCCUUGCCAACAUCUUUGCAAAAUCGCUUGACUGUACUGAAGAAUAUGCAAAUUGAACAUCUUGAUUUUGAACGCCAACUUUACGAAGAUAUUUUUAAUGUCGAAAGAAAGUAUCAUGAGAAAUUAAUUCCUUUGUACAAUAAACGCAAGGAAAUCGUAUCUGGCGCGCUUGAACCAAAGCCUGAACUACCAAAAUGGAAAGAUUCUGAGAAAAAUUAUCCUGAAACUCCAUUGAUGAACGAUUACUGUAAUAUUCUAAAGAUGUACAAAAACGCCAAUGAGAAGACGAAAGGUUUGCCAAACUUCUGGCUAACUAUUUUCAAGACAUCGGACCGCCUUUCGGACUUUAUAUAUGUUGUUGAUGAGCCUCUACUCUCAAAGCUUAAUGACAUUACAAUUGAUUAUAGCGAUUUGUCAUACACAAUCGGAUUUCACUUUGAUGAAAAUGAGUACAUUCAUAACAGUGUUUUAACUAAACAGUACUUUCUGAAGAAGACCGUUGAUAAAGACUUUCCCUUCAGUUAUGAUGGACCAGAUGUCACUAAAUCAGUUGGCUGCAAAAUUGACUGGAAGGAGGGUAAAAAUUUAACAUUAAGUAGAAUUGAAAACAUUGCAUGUGAGACAGGACCCAUAGUCGUGCCUACUGCUAGUUUCUUUCACUUUUUCAAUCCACCUCAAAUUGCUGAGGAAGAAAUGGAUGAAGAUGCUCAAUUAGUUAUGUUUAAAGACUUUGAAUUAGGACAGUUUAUUCGGGACGAGCUCAUACCAAGGGCAGUUUUGUUUUUCACUGGUGACUAUUUUGAGGACGUCGAACAGUUCACCGACGAAGAAAGUACCAAUAAUAGUGAUGAGUGUGGUGGUGAUGAGUGUGAUGGUAAUGACCUAAAGCCAGCAUAACUUGAUGCUAUAUAUAUUUUUUUAGUUGUUAAAUAAUGCUUCAUGUUAACAUUACAGAAAUUAAAAAUAAGUAAAUAAAAA